This is a messenger RNA of Adineta ricciae, 2973 nucleotides long. Lineage: Eukaryota; Metazoa; Rotifera; Eurotatoria; Adinetida; Adinetidae. The record is from the annotation of a GenBank genome assembly.
AUGAGUGAUGAUCAAGAGGAUGAUUUUUUCGAAAACCAAUGGCAGGCUCAACAACAAAAUGAGAAUCACAAAAGACAACUUAUAGAACAAUGUAGAAGUCAGAAUAAAAAGCUUUCUGCCGAUAAAGUAGAGCUUAAUCAAAAGAAAACGAAUCUCGCUCAUGAGAGCACUGCUAUAUCCAACAACAAUGAACCACUCUUUCAAAAAUUCAAAGAGCAAGCCGAAGAACUCAAGCAACUGGAAGAGGAAAGAAUUCGAAUCUGUCAGCAACAAUAUGAAACGACCGAGACCCUCAUUCUCCAUGGAAACAAUCUAGAAAAAUACGAAAUGCAGAUUGAAAAUUAUAUGAGUGAACAAGAGGCCUAUGUUGAACGGGAGAAUGAAUUAAAACGCGAAGAAAAACAACUGGAAGAUCAAAUUACCGAAAUGAAGGAACGCGAAAACGAAAAUCUUCAGAUGCAAAAUAAUUUACAAUUAUCGCUGAAAGAGCUCGAAAGGCAGGUCGAAGAAAUUAACGAACAGAUCAAAGAAAAGGAAAUCUUAGUUGCCGAUGAAAAAGCAAAACUUCAAGAUUAUGAAUUAGAAGCAGAAAAAUUGCAAGCACGCAUCUAUGAAAUUAUGAACAAAAUCGAAGAAUCAAUCGUUAAACUCGAUUGUCUGAAAGAGAAAGAACAGAUUCUUAAAAGUGAAGAGGAAGAUUUAAAGAAACAAAAAGAGCAGCUAACGGGUGUGAUUAACGAGCUAAAGCGUGCUGUCGAUGAGAAAACAGCUGGCAUCAAUCGACUGCAAGUGGAAGCUGCGAUUUUUCAACGGAAUAUUGAGCGACUUGAAAAGGAGCUUACUGAGAUGCAGGAGGAGAUUCGCAAACUUGAAGAACAGUACCAAAAGUUGAAAGACGAAUUAGUUCAAGCGGAAAAACAGCGAAGUGAACUUGAAUCAAGUCGAAAGCAAAUAGAAUCAGCGAAGCGUACAUUAGAUCGAGAGUUUAUGGAAAUGGAAGAUCAACUCACCGAAGCGAACAGUCAGCUUCGGCGACUUCAAGAAAAACUGCGCACUGCAGAAGAUUUUAUCCGGCAAAUUCAGGCGAAAGUAGCACAAUGCGAACGCUUGCAACAGCAGCACACGAACGAAGUGAAUAUCUACCAAGCUGAGCAAAAUAAACUGGAAGAAGAAAUUGGUGUAUUAGUUGCUGAAUGUAAUGAUUUACAAGCACAACGAGACGAAGCACAGCAGAAACAUCAAACUGCCAUCAGUGAACACACUGAAGCCAAUCAGCUAUUGACUCAAUUGAAGCAGCAAGAAAGGGAAGCUCAAACGAAAUAUGACCGCGCUUUGGCUGAAGAGCAAAGUGCCCAAGCAGAAAUAUAUUCUGCCGAGUCCGAGUUACGCCAAGCUGAAGAACAAUUGAGGGUUGCCGAAGAUCGACGUGGAAAUGCAGAAAUUGCGGGUCUUUUGGGAACAGUUGCCUCAAUAGCCGUAACACUCAUUACGAAAUUACCUAUUCCGCCUCUAGGUGGCAAUCAAAGCUCUGCAGAAAAUGAUGUGCAACGAGCACGGGAAAAGGUUAGCCAGAAGGAAGCUGCAUGCAAUACUGCUCGUCAAAAACAUAGUAAAGCUAAAACAGAGCUUCAGACAUCGAAAUCAGCGCAUCGCACUCUGACUCAGGAACGAGCGGACCAAGAGGACGUUGUUAAACAAAAGUCCACUGCUGUGUUGCAAAGUAAAAAUCAUUACGAGUCAGUUAAUAAUGCUCUUCGUAGUGCCAACCGUAAACAUACUCAAGCUGAAAGCAAACUCAAGACUACACAAAAUAAACUGAGUCGGGCUCAAACGCAACUCGAUCGUGCCACAAGUGAUCUGCAACGAAAUCAGAGUGAACUUACGCAGUAUCGGCAACAAAGAGAAGAAUUAACUGCUGAAAUUGGAAGUGCAACUAUGCAAAUUCAACGACAGGAGCGCAAGAUUGAAGAACAACGAACUAAACAACGAGAGAAUCAGUCCGAGCUCGACACUGUCACGACAGAGCAUCAUAGACAAGUCAGCUUAGUUCAACGACUCAAGCAACAAAACGAAAAUACCAAACAAAAACUUCUCGACAAGGUAAAUGCUGAGAAAAUGACACGACGAGAGAUGGGAAAUCAACAAACGUUGUUACAAGCAACUCAAAAGAACGAAGUACAACUAAAAGCAGAGUUGGAGAAGCAAUUGGAACUCCUUAGCACAGUAGAACGUCAACUAAUCGACAAAACCGAGCAGCUCAGAGAUGUAUCGGUGCAAAUCAGCUAUGUCGUCAAGGAAAUAUCAACACUUGAUCAACAGCGAAUGCAAACCCAGCAAGAGCUGAACGAAUGCCAAUCUGCUCAAAAGAAUACUCAUGCUGAAAUACAGCGUCACUCUGCUAAAGUUCAAGAACUCAUUCAAAAACGCGAUAUGUAUGAGGUUCAGGCUGACAGAUUAAAGAAAGAUGUUGGACAAGUCGAAUCGAAGCUUGAAUCGAAACAAAAAGAAAUACUCAAAACCCAGAAUGAUAUUGAACAAGUGUCUAAAAAUCUACAAGGGGUUAUCAAGACCAAGGAAGAAAGUCGCGAAAAGAUCGAGACAUCAAAAGCUCGACUCGUCAUACUGAAUCAAAACGUUGAAGGCAAUAGUCAACGCAUUACAGAGCGUGAAAAAGCACUACGGCAAGUCCGUAAAGAAAUUGAAAACAACCAAGAUAAAUUCGCUGCUAAUGAGCAACUUCGACAAGAAACAUACAGGGACAUGGAUGAACUCGAGAAAACUCUUACUGCGCUCAACAAACACUAUUGCGAUGAGAAGACUAGACUUGAUGCAAAAUCGAUAGAAAUCAUCAACCAAGAAUUGAAAGAUCGAAAUAUUCAACCAAUUCCAAUUCAAAACUUUGUACGAAACCAGCAAGCAAACCAAACUCCAAAUUCAAACGCCAAUGAAAAGAGGGUGACAAAACCCAAUUGA